Planococcus citri (citrus mealybug) is the source of this 1886-nucleotide messenger RNA. RefSeq lists its product as uncharacterized. Gene Ontology annotation, biological process: proteolysis. The record is from RefSeq and is a predicted model, not a curated record. The coding region runs from base 317 to 1525 and encodes 402 amino acids. NCBI's taxonomy places the organism in Eukaryota, Metazoa, Arthropoda, Insecta, Hemiptera, Pseudococcidae. The transcript has 7 exons. Gene Ontology annotation, molecular function: serine-type endopeptidase activity.
AGUUUCUUACUCCUCGCCUGCUACAUUAGAUGGCUCAAGGGAUCUGAUAUCAAAUAAUACUGAUGGUUCUUGUGUGAACCUCCCUUCAGCACCAGGCAAAUCUGUUAUAUACAAAUGCAAUGGAAAGUAUUCGGAAUCUUGUACAUUUGGCAGAAUCGUUCCUGAAUAUACUUUAGUCAAAACUUCGUGUAAGCCUGGCUAUUUUUCAUUGAACAGUGACGAUGGCAAUGAAACCACAUCAGUCUGCGCUGAAAAUAGAUGGAUUCCCCCGCAUAUUAAAUGUCACAAAACGUGUGACAGAUUGUACCCCGAUCAAAUGAAUGUCCAUCUUGAGUGCUUUCAUGGAAACAAAUCUAUUCCAUGUGAAGAUGAUUCAUUGAUAUCUGGCUCGAGAGUUCGUUCCUCUUGUAAACAGGCACACAAAUAUGAAAACUAUAAGAACACAUAUCAAGAAAUCAACUGCGGAGAAGAUGGGAAAUGGGAUGCUGCUCUGAUUCCCUGCAUUUCAGGUUGCGAGAAAAAACCGGAAAGUCAUGAGGCACCAUGGCACGUUAUAAUCGUGCAUAAUAACUAUGAAAAAGGGCAAUCAUGUUUUGGAACUGUUGUAAGUCCUCGGCUAAUUCUAACAGCGGAAUCCUGUUUAUUUCUUGAAGUGUCGAUAACUGGAUCCGAAGGAUCAGAUGCGAAUGCAACGCACUAUUCAGUUUUGGUGGCCAGAUACCCCGACUACCAACGAUUUUAUGAGGUAGCUGAAUUUCAAUAUUUCAAUCAAACCAAAUUCAGCAAUAACUGGAAUCGUGGCCUAACCCCGAUGAUUGUAGUUUUGAAAGAGAAACUGGAAUUCAAUUCUUUCGUUUCACCAGCUCAUAUUCAAUGGGAAAAUCAAAAAAAAUUGGAUAUGUGGAAUGGAACAGUGAAGGUAUCUGCAACAGUGGAGUUACCAUCGGAUUUAGAGAAUGAUCUAACCGAAAUACUUCACACAAGACCAACUACCAACAGCGUGAAUUUCUCGAGCCAUAUUGCAUGUAAAGAAAGAUGGACAUACCCAUACUUUGCUCUUUAUUGGGCAGCGAAAUUAAAAAGUUACAAAGAAACAAUCGAUAAGACUUUUUUGUAUGAUAAAAAUCUUAUGUGCCUAGAGUUUGAUGAAGAUUCAACGCUUAAUAUUGGAAGUGGCGUUGUGGUUGAAGACAAUAACUGCAAUUAUUUUCUUCGAGGAAUCAUGGGUUAUCCAUUAGACCUAGCACAACUUAUUUCACGUAUGAAUACGCAUUUAGGAUUGAAUGACGGAUUCAGCAACAACUUCAACAAGUUCAGAAAGUGUGCUAAUAAACGAAUUCCACCAAAAUGGUCUAAUGUUGAGGAAAGCUUUAAAUUCUGGUGUAAUAUUACAAAUCUCGUAAUGAAAACAACAAGAAAAAUCGGAAAUAAGCUAGAAAAUGAUCCUAAAAUUGCCGGAUUUCUCGAUAUAGCUGACUAUGUAGGUUGGAUUAAAAAGGUACGCGAUGAAAUUGAGAAUAAAUAGUUAUUUAUGCAACUAAUGAGAACAGUAUAGGUGACUAGCGACAUUGUCAGGGGCCGUGGCGAACGUGUUUUAUAAGGAGAGUUAUACAUCUUCAAAAUACUAUUGUAACCUAACCUAACCUCUUCUUUUUUACUAGUACCCGAGUCCCAACGGUUGAGGGAAAUAUAUUAUCUAAAUAGUUUUAAGUUUGUGAAAGAAAAAACAGAAUAAAUCUAAGUACCUAACUUAAGUUUGUGCUAUCAAUUAAAAACUACUGGCAUAUUAUGGUUGGGUUAAAGUUAACAAUGUUUCACACAAUGUUAGGUGCUAAAAGUAAAUUAAUUUGGGUAAAAAUAACUUAAAAUAUACCUUUACAAUCAGA